Molecule: messenger RNA, 7608 nt
Organism: Anguilla anguilla (European eel)
Lineage: Eukaryota; Metazoa; Chordata; Actinopteri; Anguilliformes; Anguillidae
Product: dedicator of cytokinesis protein 3-like
Exons: 51
Coding region: 582-6371 (1929 amino acids)
Biological process (GO): small GTPase-mediated signal transduction
Cellular component (GO): plasma membrane; cytoplasm
Molecular function (GO): guanyl-nucleotide exchange factor activity; small GTPase binding
Source: RefSeq, a predicted model, not a curated record
CAUGUGAAUAUGGCGCAGCUGCGACGUCAACUGUUAUUACAUGAGAAGCUGCCGUAGUCACGGCUAUUGUCAGGCAUCAGGCUAACGGGCUAAGGAUAACGCAUUGCCAUCUUUCACCAAAGCUGCGUUUAGAUAGAGCGGAUUUGUGCGAGCUAUAAUCCGCCUUUAGGUUAAGAGAGAAAGGGUUAAUGACCAGCGUGAGAUAUGAAUAAAUAACCAUUCCGGUGGUGGUGGCGAUGCUGCCGCGCUGAGCGGAGGGGGGUGGGGGGAGCGCUUCCCGUACGCAGAGAUUAGGAUACAGAAAACACCGAUCUGACCGCUUGUGAACGUCGAAAGACCGCAAAAAGGCAUCCACAGGGCUACAGAAAAAAAUGCAUUAAAACUGAAUGAUCAAGCGAACCUCAUUUUGUUUUAUAUGACAGACCAUAUUUUAAGUUUCGCGUUAUUCAUUCGUCAUGACGUAUAGACUAGCUCAAUAUAUAUCGGCUGCAAUGAUCUGAGAGAUGAAUUGAACUUUCACUGAUAUUUUUCCAUGAAAACGAAUAAAUUGUGUUUGAAUUCUUGGGGAUUUUACCAAGAUAAUGUGGAUACCGACAGAGGAAGAAAAAUUUGGAGUUGUCAUCUCCAGUUUCCGUGGCGCCCUGUCCCAGGGGCUGGUGCUGGAGAUCGGGGAGACGGUGCAGAUUCUGGAGAAGAGUGAUGGCUGGUACAGAGGGUUUUCCACCAAGCGGCCUGCAAUUAAGGGCAUCUUCCCUGCGAGCUAUGUGUUCCUGAAAAAGGCAGUCAUUACCAACAGGGGGCAGUACGAGACGGCUGUGCCCCUGGAGGACCCCAUCAUCACUGAGGUCACCUGCACGCUGCAGGAAUGGGCCAUCCUGUGGAAGCAGCUCUAUGUGAAGCACAAGGUGGACCUCUUCUACAAGCUGCGUCAUGUGAUGAACGAGCUGAUCGACCUGCGGAGACAGAUGCUGUCGGCCCACCUGAUGCAGGAUCAGCUCCGCGAGGUCAAACGCCACAUCACUGUGCGCCUGGACUGGGGCAACGAGCACCUGGGCCUGGACCUCGUCCCCAGGAAGGAGUACGUGAUGGUGGACCCGGAUCAGUUCAGCAUCUCAGACCUGUACAGGAUGCACCUGUCCAGUCGGCACAGCGUCCAGCAGAGCAUGGCUCAGGGUGACAGCGGAAAGAAGGGCCAUGGCGACGCGAGCCGUGUUUUGGUGCCACACCACCUGUUUGUCAGCCUGAAGAGUUUCACCUACAACACCAUCGGCGAGGACACUGACAUCUUGCUCUGCCUGUACGACAACAGGGAGGCCAAGCCCAUCAGUGAGAAGUUCCUGGUGAGGCUGAACAAAAACGGCGCCCCGAAGAAUCCAGAGAGGGUCGACCGACUGUGCGCUCUCUUCACGGAUUUGAGCAAUAAGGACUUGCGGAGGGAUCUCUACAUUGUGGCCCAUGUGGUGCGGACAGGCCGCAUGCUGCUGAACGACUCUAAGAAGGGCCCGGCCCACGUGCAGUACCGCCGGCCGUACGGCUGCGGAGUUCUGGGUCUGAGCGACGCACUGCAGUCCCUCUCUGAGCUCAAAGAGGAGAAGGACUUCGUGCUCAAAGUGUACAGCUGUAAUAAUGAAAAUGACUGGCACCAGAUUCACGAGAACAUCAUCCGCAAGUCCAGCACCAAAUACACCACCCCGAGCAGCAGCUAUGGGCUGAUUGUGUCUUUGCAGCUUUUGCGGGGGGAGAUGGAUCAGGUUCGGAGGGAGAUUCCCGCCAUCUUUAACCGCGGUGUCGCCAUCACCCGCAAACUGGGCUUCCCUGACGUCAUCAUGCCAGGUGACACGCGGAAUGACCUGUAUCUGACCCUGGAGAGAGGGGAGUUUGAGAGGGGUGGUAAGAGUGUUCAGAAGAACAUUGAAGUCACUGUGUACCUGCUGUACGCCGAUGGAGAGACGCUCAGAGACUGCAUCAGUCUGGGCAGUGGGGAGCCCAGUCUCAGUGAGCACCGGUCCUUCGUGCUCUACCACAAUAACAGCCCCCGCUGGAGCGAGACGCUCAGACUGUCCGUCCCCAUCGAGCGCUUCCGCGGAUCCCACCUGCGCUUCGAGUUCCGCCACUGCUCCACCAAAGAUAAGGGGGAGAAGAAGCUGUUUGGAUUUUCCUUCACCCCUCUGAUGCGUGAGGAUGGAACCACCCUGUCAGACCAGAGUCACGAGCUCUAUGUGUACAAGUGUGAUGAGAACACCACCUUCAGUAACCACGCCCUGUACCUGGGCCUUCCGUGCUGCAAGGAGGACAUCAGCAGCUGCUCCAGCAUCCCGGCCAGCCUCACCUUCCAGCGCAGUGCCAAGGAAAUGCUGUGGGUCUCCACCCAGCUGUCCUCCACCAAGCUCACUCAGAACGUGGACCUGCUGGCCCUGUUGAAGUGGAAAGCCCACCCUGACAGAGUGACUGACAUCCUGGGUCGACUGCGGCACAUCAGCGGGGAGGAAAUAGUCAAGGCUCACCCCUGGCCCCCCCAGGCCCCCGGGGGCCCCCCCGCAGCCGAGCAGCCCAGUGGCACUACGAGCUGCAGUCAGCCUGUGAGCUCCAGCGCCCCACGGCCCUCCCCUCUCUCAGCGGCGCUGCUGAACUCUUUCCCGGCGAUCUUCGACGAGCUGCUGCAGAUGUUCACGGUGCAGGAGGUGGCGGAGUUCGUGCGGGGCACGCUGGGGAGCAUGCCCAGCACGGUGCACAUGGGCCAGUCGCUGGACGUGGUGAAGCUGCAGUCCAUCGGCCGCACGGUGGACAGCCGGCUCUUCUCCUUCCCAGAGUCGCGGCGGAUUCUCCUCCCCGUCGUCCUGCAUCACAUUCACCUGCACCUGCGGCAGCAGAAGGAGCUGCUGGUCUGCUCUGGGAUCCUACACAGCAUCUUCUCCCUGAUCAAGAGCAGCUCUGAGGAGGUCUCCGUGCAGGAGGAGGUGGAGAUGAUGAUGGAGAGCCUACUGGACGUGCUGCUGCAGACCCUCCUGUCAAUCAUGAGCCGGUCCCAGGCCCAGGAGGCGGGGCGGAGCCAGCGCUGCCCGCAGUGCACUGCUGAGAUCACCGGCGAGUACGUGUCCUGCCUCCUGUCUCUGCUGCGCCAGAUGACCGACGUUCACUUCCAGCACCUGCUGAACACCUUCCAGAGCACCGAGGAGCUGAAGGACUUCCUGUUGAAGAUCUUCUGUGUGUUCCGUAACCUGAUGAAGCCCAACAUCUUCCCCAGAGACUGGAAUGUGAUGCGGCUCCUCACCAGCCACAUCAUCGUGACCACGACCCAGCAGCUGUCCCCUGCUCUGCACAAGAACUUCACAGAGACCGACUUUGACUUUAAGGUGUGGAAUUCCUUCUUUAGUCUGGCUGUGCUCUACAUCAACCAGCCCUGCCUACAGCUAGAGGGCCUCACCCCAGUGAAGAGAAACAAAGUGCUGGACAGGUAUGGGGACAUGAGGGUGUUGAUGGCCUACGAGCUCUACAGCAUGUGGCAGAACCUCGGGGAGAACAAGAUGCACUUCAUCCCUGGAAUGAUCGGGCCGUUCCUGGGGGUGACGCUGGUGCCGCAGGGUGAGGUUCGAGACAUCAUGAUCCCCAUCUUCCAUGACAUGAUGGACUGGGAACAGGGCAAGAAUGGAAACUUCAAACAGGUGGAGGCGGAGCUUAUCGAUAAGCUGGACAGCCUGGUGUCAGAGGGGAAAGGAGACGAGAGCUACCGCGAGCUGUUCGGCCUGCUGACCCAGCUCUUUGGACCCUAUCCCAGCCUGUUGGAGAAGAUUGAGCAGGAGACGUGGAGGGAGACGGGCGUGUCCUUCGUCACCUCCGUCACACGGCUCAUGGAGCGGCUGCUGGACUACAGGGAUUCUUUGAAAGGAGAUGAGAUAGAGAGCAAGAAAAUCGGCUGCACUGUGAAUCUGCUGAACUUCUACAAGUCAGAGAUCAACAAAGAGGAGAUGUACAUCCGACACAUCCACAAGCUGUGUGACAUGCACCUGCAAGCGGAAAACUACACAGAGGCAGCCUGCACCCUGCUGCUGUACUGGGAGCUGCUGCAGUGGGAGGAGACGCCCCUCAGGGAGUUCCUGCAGUACCCCGCCCAGAGCGAGUGGCAGCGCAAGGAGGCGCUCAGCCGCAAAGUCAUACACUACUUCAACAAGGGCAAGUGUUGGGAGUACGGGAUUCCUCUGUGCAGAGAACUGGCCUUCCAAUAUGAGCUGCUGUAUGACUACCAGAGCCUGAGCUGGAUACGGAAAAUGGAGGCUACGUACUACGACAACAUUGUGCAGCAGCAGAGACUCGAACCCGAGUUUUUCAGGGUUGGAUUUUAUGGCAGGAAGUUCCCGUUUUUUCUCAGGAACAAGGAGUUUGUGUGUCGGGGACAUGACUACGAGAGGCUCGAAGACUUCCAGCAAAGGAUGCUGGGAGAAUUCCCACAAGCCAUUGCCAUGCAGCACGCCAACCAACCCGAUGACACUAUUUUACAGUGCGAUUCCCAGUACCUGCAGAUCUAUGCGGUGACCCCUGUUCCAGAGCUCGCUGAAGUUCUGAACGUGGACCGGGUGCCGGACCGGAUCAAGAGCUUCUACAGGGUGAACAACAUCCGCCGCUUCCGCUACGAUCGGCCCUUCCACAAGGGCCCCAAGGACCGGGACAACGAGUUCAAGAGUCUGUGGAUUGAGAGGACCACGCUGAUCCUCUCUCACCCGCUGCCUGGAAUUUCCCGCUGGUUCGAGGUGGAGAGAAGAGAGCUGGUGGAGGUGAGUCCUCUGCAGAACGCCGUGUCGGUGGUGGAGAAGAAGAACCAGGAGCUGCGGUCUCUGAUCAGCCAGUACGACAGCCGGCAGCUCCACGGCAACAUCAACCUGCUCAGCAUGUGCCUGAACGGAGUGAUCGAUGCGGCCGUCAACGGGGGCGUGGCCAGAUACCAGGAGGCGUUCUUCGAUAAGCAGUACAUCAGCAGCCAUCCUGAGGACACAGAGAAGAUCGCUCAGCUCCGGGACCUCAUGCAGGAACAGGUCCAUGUUCUUGGAAUCGGACUGGCUGUUCAUGAGAAACUGGUGCACCCAGAAAUGCGUCCCCUGCACAAGAAGCUGAUAGAUCAGUUCCAGAUGAUGCGGAGCAGUCUGUACCACGGGCUUCCAGGCCUGGAUAAGCUCAGUCCAGUGUGCUCCGGAGCCAGUACUCCCCGCGGCAUGCACUCCUCACACAACCCAAUGAGCCCAGAGAGCAUCAAACUACUGCACCGCCACAGUCCCUUGAAUCUGCAGGGUUCUGUGCAUCACUCCUCUUCCUCCCUCUCCUCCUCCAGCGAGGCGGGUAACCUGCUCAUCCUGACGGACAACCUGGGGGCGGAGCACCCCGAGGAUCUGUACCGCAUUCAGCCAAGCCCCUCCUCUUCCAGCCUGAGCUCUGCCCACUCCACCCCAUCUCAGCUGAUGAGCUCCGCCCCCUCCAGUGGCAGAGGUUCCCCGUCCUUACCUGACCGGUAUAAACAUACCCGGGAGAUGCUCAUGGUCCUGCCCCCUCACCGAGAUCGACCAAUCGGUGGCACAUACUCCUCCGUGAUGGAGAAUGGACAGCCGGGGGGGUACCAGCGCCCUUUCCCUCAGCAGGCCGUCAGCCCCUGCAAGCCCUGUGGAGACCCCGCCCAGGGAGACAGAGUUGUCUCCUCAGUUCCCAGCAGCUGGUCGAUGACUCUGGAUGGUGGGGGCGUCCGAGAGCCCCUCCCCCUCCUGCAGACCCACGGAGCCCCCCCUGUGCCCCCCCGCAGCCUGCCUCCAGGGCCCUUCCUGAUGCACUACGAUGGUUUCCAGGGCAACGACUUCCCUCCUGCCCUCCCCGUUCGCUCCUUACGCAAGUCCCCCCUGCACCCCGUUCUUGCCUCGCCCACCAGCUCGCAGUCGGGAUUGGAUGGGAGUAACUCCACCCUCUCCGGCAGCGGCAGCAGUGGGGUCUCGUCCCUGAGCGAGAGCCACUUCGCCCCGCCCCCCGACACCCUGGACUCCGCCCCCACCCCGCCCUGGGCCGCCGACAAGGAGGCGGAGUCAGCCUACCUGCACGUGCGCUACGGCGUGUGCGAAUCAGACGGCCUGGAGCCCGGGCGAGCCCCGCCCUGCCGCAGCCACCCCGCCCCCCCAGAGGGGCACCACCACCACCACCACGCCCCCUACUACUACCACGCCCCGCCCCCCUCCGUGCCCCCGAAGCCACACCCGCGGGAGGGGUGCGUGCCGGAGGAGUGCGGGCGCCCCGCCCCCCGCUCCGUGCACAUCCCCCGCAAAAUCUCCCAGCAGCCCCUGCUCGGCUGCAAGGGAGACCCCGCCCGGGUGGCCUGGGAGCACACCAUCAGUGAGGAGUAGUGAUCGCUAUGGUAACGCAGGCUCCACUCUUCCUAUUGGCCAGUAGAGCCUCCUGCAGUCCUCCCAUUGGCCAGUAGGCCCUCCUGCAGUCCUCCCAUUGGCCAGUAGGCCCUCCUGCAGUCCUCCCAUUGGCCAGUAGGCCCUCCUGCAGUCCUCCCAUUGGCCAGUAGGCCCUCCUGCAGUCCUCCCAUUGGCCGGUAGGCCCUCCUGCAGUCCUCCCAUCGGCCAGUAGGCCCUCCUGCAGUUCUCCCAUUGGCCAGUAGGGCCUUCUCCAGUCCUCUCAUUGGCCUUCUAUAAGCAUUCUGGCAAGAGAAAUGUCAUAAAAAUUACAGAUAUUUAAAUAAGUUUCAAUGAAGCUUCUAGUCCGCAAACGACAUCAGCACUUUUAUUUACACCCCAGUGUAUGAGUGUUUGUGGGUGCUUGUGUGUGUGUGCGCGCGUGUGCGCGUGUGUUCAUGCAUGUGUGUAUGUUGAUUGUGUGUGUGUGUGUGUGUGUGUGUGUGUGUAGUGAUACGUCAGGCUGUCUGUGGUGUUGGGGACACCAAUGAGGAGAACAGCCUGUUUUUUUUCUUCAGUAAUUGUGUCCAGUUUGGGAUGCCGUAGUGCUCUGGACUAAUGGAGUCAGGAAGUGCUAUCUGGGAAGAAGUAUAAAUAUCUGUGUUCAUCCAAUGCUCUCAGAGAAUGCUUCAUUUAGACCGGAGCAUUCUGUUUAAGAUAACUUUCUGUAGGAACAUAUCAUGGUUAUGGAGAAUUCUUAUGUUGCUUUUUUUACUUGAGGCAAAACAGUGAUUCAUUCAUCAAAAGCAGUGUUUGUGAAACCAAAAUUGUUCAUUGGAGAUCAGAGGAGGAGGAUUUGCAGACAGACUUGGAGAGGGACUGCCAAGAAAGGUCAUGAAAAUCCAUACUUUAGCACUUAAUUCUGGAACACCAAAUAUUUUACUUAUUGAUGCCUAGUUUGUAAAUCAGAAAGGAAUACUGUGAUAUAUAUCAAUAUAAGGGAAAUGAGGGUCCACACUGCAGUCUGGGUUUAAUGUGGGGUUUGAACGUACUGUCCAUCAUGUGGUGUAUUAUUCUAAAAAACAAGCAUAACUGAGUACCACUGAGGCUGAUUCAUCCUGUGUGAGUGUUAAGGGACUGGGCGAGUGGGUCCUGUGUGAGUGUUAAGGGACUGGGGGAGUGGAGUGGGUCCUGUGUGAGUGUUAAGGGACUGGGGGAGUGGAGUGGGUCCUGUGUGUGU